AUGGGCAACUGUCAGUCUAAGGAAAUAUCGGGGGAAGUUUCACCUGAAGAGGACACAGAAGGUUGCAUUUCAUCUGAAGACCCACCUUCUUCACCGCCGAGCGAGAAGCACUUGACAGUCCACGGUAUCGAGAGUGUGGUCAGGGACCUGCACCCUGGCCAGUAUCCGCGGCUUGCUCCGGGUGGAAUCGCGUUCCAGGUUGGCGGGGGACCAGGCCAGAUUCCCGACAGGAUUGUCAACCGGCUGCGUCGAAAAGGCGGGGAUAAAACAAAGAUUGGAUUUCCACACAACGUACGUAUGCCUUUAAUCGAAAUUAAUCAAUCAUUUAUUAUAUAUUAUAGUGAACCCAGACACCAAAUCAACUCUUUCAUUUAG
Molecule: messenger RNA, 375 nt
Organism: Mya arenaria
Lineage: Eukaryota; Metazoa; Mollusca; Bivalvia; Myida; Myidae
Exons: 2
Coding region: 1-375 (124 amino acids)
Source: RefSeq, a predicted model, not a curated record